Neomonachus schauinslandi (Hawaiian monk seal) is the source of this 2086-nucleotide messenger RNA. RefSeq names its product tripeptidyl peptidase 1 (gene TPP1). Bases 46 to 1764 code for a protein of 572 amino acids. Lineage: Eukaryota; Metazoa; Chordata; Mammalia; Carnivora; Phocidae. The transcript is spliced from 13 exons. The record is from RefSeq and is a predicted model, not a curated record. Gene Ontology annotation, molecular function: tripeptidyl-peptidase activity; serine-type endopeptidase activity. Gene Ontology annotation, biological process: proteolysis; central nervous system development.
GUGGUGGUGCUCGCGGUAGACUAUAAGGCUCAUGUGAUCUGUCACAUGACAGCGGAUCUCCAGAAAGGCAGAAUGAGACUCCGAACCUGCCUCGUCGGGCUCCUUGCCCUCUUCGUCGCUGGCCAAUGCAGUUAUAGCCCCGAGCCGGACCAGCAGCGGACGUUGCCCCCAGGCUGGGUGUCCCUGGGCCGUGUAGACUACGAGGAAGAGCUGAGUCUCACCUUUGCCCUGAGACAGCAGAACGUGGAAACGUUGUCCGAGCUGGUGCAGGCUGUGUCGGAUCCUGGCUCUGCUCGUUAUGGAAAAUACCUGACCCUAGAGGAUGUGGCUGAACUGGUCCGGCCAUCACCACUGACCUUCCGCACAGUCCAAAAAUGGCUCUUGGCAGCUGGAGCCCGGAACUGCCACUCAGUGACCACACAGGACUUUCUGACUUGCUGGCUGAGUGUCCGACAGGCAGAACUGCUGCUCCCUGGGGCUGAGUUUCAUCGCUAUGUGGGGGGACCUGCAGAGAUCCAUGUUAUAAGGUCCCCACGUCCAUACCACCUGCCGAAGGCCUUGGCUCCUCAUGUGGACUUUGUGGGCGGGCUGCACCGCUUUCCCCCCACAUCAUCCCUGAGGCAACGCCCAGAGCCACAGGUGUCAGGGACUGUUGGCCUGCACCUGGGGGUGACCCCAUCCGUGAUCCGUCAGCGAUACAACUUGACAGCACAAGACGUGGGCUCUGGCACAACCAACAACAGCCAAGCCUGUGCCCAGUUCCUGGAGCAGUAUUUCCAUGACUCGGACCUGGCUGAGUUCAUGCGCCUCUUCGGUGGGAAAUUUGCACACCAGGCAUCAGUAGCCCGUGUGGUUGGACAGCAGGGCUGGGGCCGGGCUGGGAUCGAGGCCAGUCUAGACGUGGAGUACUUGAUGAGUGCCGGCGCCAACAUCUCCACCUGGGUCUACAGUAGCCCUGGCCGACAUGAGUCACAGGAGCCCUUCCUGCAGUGGCUCCUGCUGCUGAGUAAUGAGUCAGCCCUGCCGCACGUGCACACCGUGAGCUAUGGGGAUGACGAGGACUCCCUCAGCAGCGCCUACACCCAGCGGGUCAACACGGAGCUCAUGAAGGCGGCCGCUCGGGGUCUUACCCUGCUCUUUGCCUCAGGUGACAGUGGGGCUGGGUGUUGGUCUGUCUCUGGAAGACACCAGUUCCGUCCCAGUUUCCCUGCCUCCAGCCCCUAUGUCACCACAGUGGGAGGCACAUCCUUCCAGAAUCCAUUCCGAGUCACAAAUGAGAUCGUUGACUACAUCAGUGGUGGUGGCUUCAGCAAUGUGUUCCCACAGCCUUCAUACCAGGAGGAAGCUGUAGCCCAGUUCCUGAGCUCCAGUCCCCACUUACCACCAUCCAGUUAUUUCAAUGCCAGUGGCCGUGCCUAUCCAGAUGUGGCUGCACUCUCCGAUGGCUACUGGGUGGUCAGCAACAGCGUGCCCAUUCCAUGGGUGUCUGGCACCUCGGCCUCUACUCCAGUAUUUGGUGGGGUCCUGUCCCUGAUAAAUGAACAUAGAAUCCUCAGUGGCCGCCCCCCUCUUGGCUUUCUCAACCCAAGGCUCUACCAGCAGCGUGGAGCAGGACUGUUUGAUGUAACCCAUGGCUGCCAUGAGUCCUGUCUGAAUGAAGAGGUGCAGGGUCAGGGUUUCUGCUCUGGCCCUGGCUGGGAUCCUGUGACAGGCUGGGGAACACCCAACUUCCCAGCUCUGCUGAAGACACUAAUCAACCCGUGACCCUUUCCUGCUGGAGAGUGAACCUAUCCCCUGCCCCAUAGCUGGUGGCUUGGUCCCUUAUUCUGCCCUGUUGGAAGCCCUGCUGAACCCUCAACCAUAGACUGCUUCAGACAGCUUAUCUCCCUAACUCUGAAAUUCUGUGAGCUUGACUUGACUCCCAACCCUACGCUGCUCCAUCAUGCUCAGGUCUCCCUACUCCUGCCUCAUGUUUCUCUAUAGAUGCUAUAACUAGUAUUGUUUGGGACCCCCCCGAGCCCCCCUAUUUUUUUAAAAAAAUAUUUAUUUAUUUGACAGAGACAGAGAUAGCGAGAGCAGGAACACA